Heterobasidion irregulare TC 32-1 is the source of this 2903-nucleotide messenger RNA. RefSeq lists its product as uncharacterized. The coding region runs from base 61 to 1998 and encodes 645 amino acids. The transcript is spliced from 4 exons. The record is from RefSeq and is a predicted model, not a curated record. Gene Ontology annotation, cellular component: nucleus. Lineage: Eukaryota; Fungi; Basidiomycota; Agaricomycetes; Russulales; Bondarzewiaceae. Gene Ontology annotation, molecular function: RNA binding; ATP binding; RNA helicase activity.
CACCAUCCCCCGCAUAGACACAGUCCCUCCCCCUUCAAAACAACCCGUUCCCUCUCUAAUAUGACAAAUGGAAUUGUAAACGGCUCUUCUGGUCUCGAGAAUCAAUUCGCUUCUCUCGGUAUCAACGGCACAAAGUCUGCGUACGUGCCUCCUCAUUUACGAAGCUCGCAGCGGGCUGCCUCAUCCCCUAUCACUACCACCGGGAACGGCUGGAACGACUUGCGUACCUCGACCCCUCCCGCCCGCGGCGGCAUCAGCGGUAGAGGAUUUGGAGAUAGAUCUGCCAGUGGCUUCAGCUCCCCCGGGGGCGCUCGUCGUGUUGACAGCUGGUCCGAACGUCCUCCCUCCGCCAGUAUCCCUCAUGGCGGCGCUCCCCGAGUAGACAGUGGUCCCCGCGAAUCCUUCGGCUACGGCGUAUGGAGGGAUGGUGUCCACGUCGUCGGUGGUCGUAACAACAGGCUUGAAAAGGAGCUUUACGGCGACGCCGCUGAUCCCUCAAAGCAGCAUACCGGUAUCAAUUUUGAGAAGUACGAUGAUAUUCCCGUCGAGGCUACCGGCGCGGGCGUACCGGAACCCGUGAACGUUUUCACUAGUCCUCCGUUGGACCCUGUUCUCUUGGAGAACAUUGGUUACGCUCGUUACACCUCCCCGACUCCCGUCCAAAAGUAUUCGAUCCCUAUUGUCGCAGGAGGCAGAGAUUUGAUGGCAUGCGCGCAGACCGGUUCUGGAAAGACCGGAGGGUUCUUGUUCCCGAUCCUCUCAGCGUCUUUCGCCAACGGCCCUCGGCCUCCACCGGUCGAGAGCCAACAGUCGUUCUCGCGCACGCGCAAAGCGUACCCCACUGCCCUAAUUCUCGCUCCAACCCGCGAGCUUGUAAAUCAGAUCCAUGAAGAAGCUCGCAAGUUUGCUUAUCGCUCUUGGGUCCGUCCUGCCGUCGUCUACGGUGGCGCCGACAUAAACAGCCAACUCCGCACUAUAGAGCGUGGCUGUGAUCUCUUGAGCGCUACACCCGGUCGCCUGGUUGAUCUCAUCGAACGUGGCCGCAUCAGUCUCGCGAAUAUUCGCUACCUUGUCCUCGAUGAGGCUGAUCGCAUGCUUGACAUGGGUUUCGAACCUCAGAUCCGUCGUAUCGUCCAGGAAGAGGAUAUGCCCGGCAUUCAUGACCGCCAGACUCUCAUGUUCUCCGCCACUUUCCCUCGCGAUAUCCAGAUGCUUGCCAAGGACUUCUUGAAGGACUAUAUCUUCCUCUCUGUCGGUCGUGUUGGCUCGACGUCCGAGAACAUCACGCAAAAGAUCGAAUAUGUGGAGGACAGCGACAAGCGCUCAGUCCUUCUCGACAUCCUCGCGGUGCAGAGCACUGGCCUCACCCUCAUCUUCGUCGAGACGAAGCGCAUGGCCGACAUGCUCUCGGACUUCCUUUUGUCCAACUCGUUCGCUGCCACUUCCAUCCACGGCGACCGCACGCAGCGUGAGCGUGAGAUGGCUCUGCAGACCUUCCGUCAAGGCCGGACGCCCAUCAUGGUUGCGACCGCUGUUGCCGCCCGUGGUCUCGAUAUUCCCAACGUCAUGCAUGUCGUCAACUACGACUUACCCAGCGACAUCGACGACUACGUGCACCGUAUCGGUCGUACCGGCCGUGCGGGUAACACUGGUGUGUCUACUGCCUUCUUCAACCGUGGCAACAAGAACAUCGUUCGCGACCUCGUCGAGUUGCUUCGUGAAGCGAACCAGGACAUUCCCCCGUGGCUUGAGACCGUCGCUCACGAGUCGGCCUUUGGCGGUGGUGGCAGCGGUUUCCGUGGACGUGGUGGACGCGGUGGAGGCAGAAGCCGUGGUGGAGCAGCGAGAGAUUAUCGCCCCGCCGGUGGAGGGUCUCAUGGUGCCAGGGGGCCCAGCUACGGAGGUGCUCCCUCGUACGGCGGCAAUGGUGGUGGCAGUGGUGGUGGAUACGGUGGCGGAUACAGCGCCGGUGGCGGAGGAGCGCAGUCCUGGUGGUAAAUCACCAGGGUUCGUCCAAUCCUUUGCCUUCCAUCUCGCACAUGCCCUUCACUUUUAUGCCUACCCCCUUCCUAUGCUUCCCAUAUUCGUCUCACAGAUGCGCGUCGUCGCUAUGACCCUCCAAUAAUCCAAACAUCGCAUCAGUUUCUGCAAGGACGGCUCGCAUCCAUCUUUCUGUCAUUUUUGAUUUCUCUCCCUCCCACUUGCGCUGCUCUCACGACUACACAUGUUUUGUCUCGUCGCUCUCUUGUCUGGCAUGAAUGACUUUAUGGCCCUAUUUUAUUCGCUUCGCUUCCCGCUUCUGUUUGUGUCUCCAUAUCAUCAUAUCCCUCCGCGUGCCCCCUCCCCCUCCCCUCUCAUGGCUCCCCAUCAUCCAUCAUUUACGCCCUCUCCUUGUUUGUGGAUUCAUUGCCUGGCACGCACCAGCGUUUUUGCUGAUUUAUAGAGAUCGAACGGAUGGGUGGUACGAUUGAUAACUGUCGUAAUGCAUACCCCUCUUCUCCCAACACCCACACCCUCACCCUGCUACUUACUGCUUGUAGGUUUAUUGGCGCGUCGAUGGUCGGUCGGUUCACGGUUACGCGUUCGUUCGUUUAUUUUUUUCAUGAUGACACAUUCCCACACAGUCACCACCACCACCCACGCAGCAUGCAUUUCGGCAUGCCAUACAGCACAACAUUCCCGGCCAGCAUUACGAGACAUACAUACAAUCUGAUUGUUAACGUUAGAGCAUCGCAUUAUCUUGUACUCCUUUUUUCCGGCGUGGUUCCCCUAUUAGUCUAUCUUUUUUAGUACCUGUCUCUGUCCCUCCCCCCGGAGGCCUGGAUAUUCUGGUCUCCUGACUAUUGUAUAUGUCGCUUCUAAACAUGCUUGUGGGCGCAAGUUUAAUGAACGUUCGCGUAGAC